Molecule: messenger RNA, 3870 nt
Organism: Myripristis murdjan (pinecone soldierfish)
Lineage: Eukaryota; Metazoa; Chordata; Actinopteri; Holocentriformes; Holocentridae
Gene: odf2a
Product: outer dense fiber of sperm tails 2a
Exons: 19
Coding region: 33-2558 (841 amino acids)
Biological process (GO): regulation of cilium assembly
Cellular component (GO): centrosome
Source: RefSeq, a predicted model, not a curated record
GUGUGUCCAAAGAUGGACGGGAACGAGGCGAGAUGUUGGAAAAAAUAAGAACAAUUCGCCGAAACUCAAGAAAAGCCAUGAGAAUGCGUUCAACUUCACCUCCAGUUCAUGUGCAUGUCAAUGACUCUACACCGGUACAUGUCCAUGUGAAGAGCCAACGGACAAGUCCUGCCAGGACGCCUCAGGGGAAGGUCAAGAGUGAUAGAGGAAACCUGCGUCCUACAGCUAAGGUCAAAACACGAGUGCCAUGGAUCCCACCAGGAAAGGCCUCCACCCGGGAUGCAACAUACAAAUGGGAGGGGCCAACUCACCGCCUCGAGAUCACUCCACUCCCUGAGCCCGAGCCUUCCCAGCCUGCACUGCGGUUGUCUGACCUUUCAUCCGAGGAAGAGGAGGCGCUGCAUGGACGAAUUAACCAGUACGAGAGGAAGAUUGACAGCUUAUUGACUGAGGUCAGCUCACUGAAGAGUGAGGUGGAGCUCCGAAGGAAGGAGCAGCUGCUGGAGCGCCAGUCGGAGCAGCUCAGCGUCUCCCAGCGGGUCAUCGCCGAGCAGGAGGAGGAGCUGGCUGAGGUAACCAAGGAGCUGGAAGUGACUGAACGUGAAAAUGCACUCUUACGCCAGUCCAUGGAAAAGAUGCUGGAGGAGACCGACUACAACAGGCUGGAAGGAGACUGCGUGCAAAACAAGGACGCACUGCUCAGGAAACUGAUGGAGGCCGAGAUGGAUGGGGCAGCCGCUGCCAAGCAAGUGUCUGCCCUGCGCGAUUCUGUUUCCAAAAUGGGAAGCACUGGUGGCAGUAGGCUGUCUGGCUCCGAGUCUUCCAUCCUCGCCCGUCAGAAGGAGCUGUUGCUGCAGAAACUGGAGACGUUUGAGGCCACAAACCAAGCUCUUCGCCACCUUCUCCGAGAACAACAUGGAUGCCAGAUGGAGUCAGUACGGUUGGCAGAACAAAAAGACACAUUACUGAAGAGACUGACAGACACAGAGGCAGAAAAUGCGCAUCUUGUGGUGAAAGUUCAAGAGAAAGAGAGAGAAGUUAAUCAACUCACCAAACUUCUAGAUACAGAGAAGGAAAAUGCCAAGGCUACAGGUGACUUGUCCAAGUCUCUGGAGUCAACAAGGGCCCAUUUGCAAGGACAGCUUCGUAGCAAAGAAGCUGACAACAACCGCCUCGCUGUGCAGAUCAAGAAUCUGGAGCGAGCAGCCAACCAGCAAAGGGGCGAGAUGGAGCAUCUCACAGAGCAGCUGACGAGGUUGAAACAGCAGGCCAAUGCAGACCGGGAGGCUCUGAAACAAGCUACGCGAUCCCAGAAACGACGAGCUGAGCGUAGUGAGGACACUGCAGGCCAGCUCAGUGCCCAGCUGCUGGACUCGGAGAAGCAAGUGGCAGAUGCCCUGUCAGCAGUUGAGAAUUGGCGAACACGUCACGCCCAAGAAGUAAAAGAAAAGAGUCAACAGGAAAUUGAACUGUCAGUCUUAAAGAGCCGUGUAGCAGAGCUCAGCGAACAGCUGAAAAGUACAGAGAACAAAGGCCGAGCAGAGAGAGAAGCCCUGCUGAACCACCUGCAUGAGCUGACCACAGAAAGCACCUCUGCUAAACUGGACAACCAGACUCUGAAGGCCUCACUUUCUACAGUUGAGGAGAAACUGACCUUGUCCCAGACAGAGCUACAGCAAGUCAAAGCCACUGUCAAGCAAUAUGAAAACCUGCUGGACAGCUAUAAGAUCCAGGUUGGCAAGACCCGAGCCGAGGCAGACGAGUACUGUACUAGGCUGGGUCAGGCUGAGCGGGAGGCACAGGUGGCACGAGGGGAGCUUGAGCAGGAGAUAGAAGAGGUCCGCAGGGAGCUGCUGGGGAGGCUGGCAGAACUUGAGCCUCUUCCUGAAGCCCUGCGACGCUCUGAACUCGAGCUAAAGGAGGCUCAGGAGAGGGUGCACAGUCAGGACAGACGCAGCAUGGAGCUCAGCACAACCCUGACCGAUUUUCGCAUGAAGAUCGAGACCCAAGGCAGCCAGAUGGAACUGCUGAGGCAGAAGAACAUGGUGCUGAUGGAGGAGAACAAACAGCUUCAAAACCGGGUGGAGAGUUUGGAGAGAAAGCUGAAGGAGGCUGGCAGUCAGAAUAGUGACCUGCUGGCAGUCAUCACCAAACGAGAAGAAACCAUCCACAGCAACCAGCUUCGUCUGGAGGAAAAAACAAGGGAAUGUACACUGCUGAACCGCAAGCUGGAGGAGGCUCUUGAUGAUGCUCGCCAACAGGUUUCUGAGACCAGGGAACGUGCUGCAACCAAAGAACGCACCACCCAGUCCAAGAUAUUGGAUCUAGAGACACAUCUUAGCAGGACUACCUCAGAGAUCAACCAACUGCGACGCAGCAAAGAGGAGGUGGAGCGUCGGUACCAGAGUCGACUGCAGGACGUGAAGGAUCGCCUGGAGCAGUCAGACAGCACCAACCGAAGCCUGCAGAACUACGUCCAGUUCCUCAAAGCAUCCUAUGCCAAUGUGUUUGGAGACUUACCCCUCAGCAGCUCAGUCCGGGCCCCCUCACCCAUCUGACGACCUGUCAGUCACCGGUCCAAAGAUUCCUCUCACAGCUUAAACAAAUUUGUGCAGCUGCAGAGCAGCUGUAGCUGUAUAGGUAUGCACAAAUAUAUACAAACAAUUCAAAGUUUCUCACACACACACACACACACACACACACACACACACACACACACACACACACACACACACACACAGACAGCGCUUCAGUUGGUAUCCAUUGUUGGAUACCAAGUCUAUUCUAAUUUUAUUAUCCUCCGCUUUUUACCUCUUCAUUCAUGUGUAUUGAAUUCACAAAGCGACCCUUGAAAAGAUGUUUUAGCCACAAUAUGAACAAGUUUGAGAUGUGACUCAAAUAAGGAAGCCAUGGUCUAAUACGUUUGAAACAUUGGCUGCAGAAUUUUCUUAAUAUGACCAUUUGAAUUAGAAAGUCGAUACGAAACUGGAAGAUCUGCAUGCAGCAAUAAACAGUGCUACCAGUGAACCUGAGUAGCAGUGUUGGUAAAUAUGGGUUACCUAGAGUUUACAAGCUCAGUCCAACAGCUGUGUGCUGCCACCAUAUUCCAUAUUUUUUUUCCAAAUUUUCCAACACUGCAAGUAGACAGCAGCCUCUGUAAAUGCACAUGCACAUAGCCUGUCCAUGUCGUUGCAGGGUAAGAACUAAUGUGGUUGCAUGUCUACCGGUCUGACUUUAUGUUUUGUUGCAUUCCAAAUUUACAAUUGUUUAUUCCACAAUAUGUUGUUAAAAGAAGUUAUGAGAAAACAAAAGUGAAUAUAAUGAGUGAUGGUCGGAGAUCUUUGUGUAACUUUGAUGGUGUCUUGAAAUUUUUGAGUUUGAAUGUUCUCUUGAGAAAUGUCUAUCUGGGUCUUGGCUUAAGUCUGCUUUUCACAUGCCAAAAUGAAUGAACAUUGCACAUUUUUAUUCUUUAUCAAGCCUCCAAUAUCAGUUAUGUUUUAACCUCCACCAAGCAAGACAAAAUGUAUGUUGUUCUUCAUCAGAAUCACACCACACAAUCAUCCUGUUACAUAUAAAAAUAUUGUUAUUUUAAAACCAUGUGGCCAACCCAUCCAUGAAACAUUAUGUUUUUUAAUGUGUCUUGUUUUUCAUCUUUUGAAUUGAGGACAGUGGUGCUCCGGUUGCCCUUGGAUUAGUACAGUUUUUUUGUGGUUUACUGUCAUAUCAGUGUUAAAUUACAAUAUAACAUACAUCACAAACUUAAGUUUUGUUGCCUAUGUCUCUUCCUGGAUUGCUUCACAGAGCAUAUUUAUGAAUAACUGAAUAAUUUAUAUCUUCUAUGGAUUACUUUUGUAGCUGCAAUAAAUCUAA